Gossypium raimondii (Peruvian cotton) is the source of this 1977-nucleotide messenger RNA. Its product is annotated as glucan endo-1,3-beta-glucosidase 1. Gene Ontology annotation, biological process: carbohydrate metabolic process. The record is from RefSeq and is a predicted model, not a curated record. Bases 517 to 1770 code for a protein of 417 amino acids. Gene Ontology annotation, molecular function: hydrolase activity, hydrolyzing O-glycosyl compounds. The transcript is spliced from 3 exons. Lineage: Eukaryota; Viridiplantae; Streptophyta; Magnoliopsida; Malvales; Malvaceae.
AAUGCACAGUCCUUAUGUUCAUUGGUUCCCACUUCCCACGCGUCCCAAUGCGCAGUAGGAAAACAAGAUGACCCUUCUCUCUCAAUGUACAUGUACUGUAAUAAUACUUUAAAAAAAAAAAGAGAGGAUGUACUGUAAAAAAUCUCGGGCACCAAGAUUUUGCAGAUAUCUUCCUGCAUAACUUGCUUGAACCCUUCAGUUCUUUUAAGUUCUGUGGUCUUGUACUCUUUGAGUUUGGUGACAAAGAAUUUAGAAAAAUAGGUAGUUUUUGUGUUUUUUAACUUUGAAGCCUGCAAUCCAUCCAUGGUGAACAUAUUCUUUUGUUCACAUUGAAGAUCAAAGCCGCACUUCUUAUAACUUGCACGGGGACUCAGAGGGGGAGGGAGGGAGUGAGAGACAGAGGGUGGGGUUUAAAGGGUUUUUCAGAGCUUUCAAGAGGUCCCAACUGUUCCAACUCCAUCCCAACCCAACCCAACCCAACCUCAUUUUCAGAUCUUUAUUAUUGUUGAAAAAAAAAUGUUGAAGAUGGAGUUAAUGAUCAUUUGCUUGUUCUUUCUCUGUUUUCUGGGUCUUACUGGCGCAGGUCAAGAAUCUAUUGAAUACCUUAGGCUUUAUGACACAACUCCGGAGGUUAUUCAUGCAUUACCUCACGGUGAUGUUCCUAUAGCAGUUGCUGUGAAUGGCAAUGUUCUCAGAGAGGUUUCUAGCAGUGUUUUGAAGGCUGAGAGUUGGGUCAGGCUUCAUGCUUUAGCUCACUUUCCAGCUGCCAAAAUCACUACCAUUCUUGUGGGUGAUACUAUUCUUUGUCAAAAUGGUAAAGGAGAAGAAGACAGUUUGGGUUUUUUACUACCAUCCCUCAAGAACAUUUAUCACUCUCUUACAAGGUGGGGUCUAGAGAAAGACAUCAAAGUGUCGGCUGUUUUUUCUUCCGAUUGUUUGAUGCAAAACUCUGUUGUUUUUACUGAUGAUUUGGGUAAGAAGGUGGUCAAAUCCCUGUUGGAGUUCUUCCAAAAUACAAACUCCACUUACUCCAUUAUUGCUCCUCCAAAUUUGUCUUCCUCUUUGCAUGAAACAUUGGUUUUACUCUCCUCACACCUGGAUUUCAUGAAAAGGUUUGGAUCUUUUGAGCUUAGAAAGGUCAAUGUCGUAUUCCCCAGUCAACAACCGAAAAAACCCAUAAGCAGGAAGCUGUCAAUGAUGGAUUCCAAGUUCGAAAGACCAUUCCCUGAUAGGCCAUCCCCUUUGCCACAAACCGCUCCUUCUACUGGCAUUUCUGCGCCUGCCAAUGUAGCCAAAACCCCUCAUCCUCCACAGUACCCUAUUGCUUCACUGCCUCCCAUUUCCUUCCCUGUUGACUCUCCACCACCAUUUUCCUUUCCCAUUGCUCCAGAGCUGCCUCCGCCUUUUGUUCCCGCCAGCUCACCUAGUGGCUUCCAUUUGCCUCCUUGUAAUCCAGCCUAUGACACUGCACCAGCACCAGAGACGGUGGUGGUGCAAAAGCUAUGGUGUGUGGCUAAGCCGAGUGUCCCUACGGAGACACUGCAAGAAGCAAUGGACUACGCUUGUGGUGAAGGCGGUGCUGAUUGUAAAGAACUUAUGCCAGAUGGGAGCUGUUUCUAUCCAGACACCAUUGUUGCUCAUGCUUCUUAUGCUUACAACAGCUACUGGCAAAAGACCAAGAGAAAUGGAGGAACUUGCAAUUUUGGAGGCACUGCUAUGAUUAUCAAUGCUGACCCAAGUUUCCUUGAGUGUCGGUUUGUUCUCAGCUGAAGAAUGGAGAAUGUUGGGAUUGUUUGAGUACAAUGUAGGAUGUGUGGGGUCUGAUUGCAAAGUGGAAUGUCUGGUUUUUACCCUUUAUUCUUAGUGAGUAGUUGUGGUGUAAGGCAUGUAGCAAGUAGGAGUUAGAAGAUCCAGUUUAUUUAUCCUAUGACUCAUUUGACUUUGAUUCCGUAUAUAAAUGCCCUUUUGCCUUGUUAA